This is a messenger RNA of Dentiscutata heterogama, 1317 nucleotides long. The record is from the annotation of a GenBank genome assembly. NCBI's taxonomy places the organism in Eukaryota, Fungi, Glomeromycota, Glomeromycetes, Diversisporales, Gigasporaceae.
AUGAAACCUCUAGAGAUACUAUCAUUGUUCUUCAUUGUUGGCUUUGCGAUAGUUUGUGCGGAUAAUACACCAAUAUGUUGGGAUCACCCGAAUCCGUUAAAACCAUCUGAAAGAAAACGAGCUUCAUGUUAUUCAACAAAUUCAAAUGAUUUAUUAUCAUUCACAAAACGUGACGAAUCCGACAUGUUUAAUGUUACUUUUACGUGUCUGGCGAAUAAUAAAACACUUUGUAACAAAGUAAAAAACGCGUUUGAUUCUGCAGGACAAAUAAUUACUGCCGCGAUCGCGUUCAAAAUACCUGUAACUGUCAACGCAACCUUUACAGAUUUUUGUUCAGUUUUGAAUCAAUGUACUUUAACUUCAGGAACUCUAACGUUAGGAGGGGCUGCUCCAGCAAAAUCCAUACAAAUUACUGAUGAUGAUGGUGUACAACGAUUAUUUCCUCAAUCUCUUGUUAAACAAAGAAAUUUUACUGGUAUUAAUCAUUCUAUGUACUCAGGUUUUGACAUUUUCGCUCUUUUCAAUAGUCAAGCAGAUUAUUGGUUUGAGGGUGAUGGUAAGAUGAAAGAAACUCAGUCAGAUUUCUUAUUUGUUAUAUUACAUGAGUUGAUACAUGGAUUAGGAUUUACUUCUGGUUAUGAUGAUUUUAUUAAUGUGUCACCGCAGGCAUUGACACCACAAAUCUCGUUUUCUGAGGGUACUGGAGGUUUUACAUUUGGUGGAUUUGUAGAAAAUGUAUUCGAUAAAUGUAUGGUUAUUCUUCCAUCUGGUCAACGUAUAUCAAAUAUUACAAAACAACUUAAUACGUUUAAAGGCACAUUUACCAGUACCCAAGAUUUUGUAACUAAAUUUGAAGCGUCUUCACAAUAUCAAUUGGCUCUUAAUAUGAUGAUUGAAGCAACCACACCAAAUUCUUUAGGACUUUUACCUCCUAAAUCAACUGAUAUUUCAAAUGCGACAAUUCUUGAAACAACAUUAAAUCCUUAUAGAUCUGGUUCAAGUGUUAGUCAUUUUGAUUAUAAAACUUAUACUAGAACUAGUGAUUUCUUAAUGAGAUACUUGCAAGAACGUGGUUUAACAUUACGUCAAUCCAUAUAUUUGGGUGGGAAUUAUCCUUAUGGUCCUAUAGGUCCAAAAUUACGAAGUUUUUUACAGUCAAUAGGAUAUACUAUUCAAUAUAAACCUGGUCCAUUUGACCCUACUCCUGGUAGCAAUCCAUUCGACAAUGCCGGCAAGCCGAAUGCAGAAAUUUGUCUAUCCUUCAUAUCAUACAUAACUUCAUUCUUGUUAAUAGGUCUAGCUAUAACUUUAUGGUGA